Molecule: messenger RNA, 799 nt
Organism: Triplophysa dalaica
Lineage: Eukaryota; Metazoa; Chordata; Actinopteri; Cypriniformes; Nemacheilidae
Product: cytochrome c oxidase assembly protein COX20, mitochondrial
Exons: 4
Coding region: 423-719 (98 amino acids)
Biological process (GO): mitochondrial respiratory chain complex IV assembly
Cellular component (GO): mitochondrion; mitochondrial inner membrane
Source: RefSeq, a predicted model, not a curated record
CUUGGGACCACAACAGUGUUCAGUUGAAUAAGGACACGUAAUGUCAUUAUACAUAUGUGAAGUGUUUCACAGCGGCUUCAUUUGUUGAUAUUUUGAUCACAUUUUAAAAUUACCGAGGACGGCAAAAAAAAACUAAAAGUAAAUGUUUUUUACUAUCCGUUAGAUUUAACAAGUGCGGAAAAAGGACGAGAAGCCUAUUGUUUAAAUGAGAACGGCAUUUAGAACGUAAUUUUGCGUGCCAGAAUAAUUGCUUCUCAGUAUUUGCAGGACAUACUCGUAUGUUUUAUUCACAGAGAGUAGUAACAAAACCAGUAGCCAGCCUUAAAUAUUGAAGUUUUAUGUAUUCCAUUAACCCAAAUUGCAGACCAGAAGCUAAUGUUUCAAGUACGUUUUCUAAUAGAUUGUAAAAGGGCAAAAAAGUCAUGGGCAUUCUUGAUAUUCAGAGUACUCCAUGUGCUCGAAACUCUAUUCUGCAUGGCGCUGGGGGGUCAAUAGUGGCUGGACUGGUGCACUUUUUAGCAACAAGCCGUGUAAAGAGGUCAUUUGAUGCUGGUGUUACAGGAUUCAUGCUUACAACAUUGGGAUCAUGGUUCUACUGCAGAUAUAAUAAUGCCAAGCUACGGGUUCAGCAGAGAGUCAUUCAGGAAGGCAUAAAGAAUAAAGUAAUAUAUGAAGGGACAAAUUUAGACCCCACACGGAAAACAAAAGGAGAUGCAUAAAAUUGUAUUGAGACCAUAUUGAAUGUGGAUUAAUUUAUUUCCUAAUUUUACGUUUUUUGAAUAAAACAAUUAUUUCAUGA